CUUAACCAAGGAACAUUUCUUUAGAAAAAAGCUAAAUGGAGAAACCCUGUCAAGAAAAUGGUUAGUGUACUCACCGUCUACUGGCACUGUAUUCUGUUACUGCUGCAAGUUGUUCAGUAUAAGAGACAAUCAAUUUGUCACUGGAUUUAAUGACUGGAAAAACUGUGCUAAUCGCUUGCAUGAACAUGAGAAUAGUAUGGAUCAUCGUACUGCUGUGCUGAGUCUAUCAUCACUUGGAAAUAAAAAUGCACGCAUAGAUUCAAACAUAGUACAGCAACAGGAGUAUGGCAACUAUUCAGUUUCUUUCUUCACGAGGACUGCCCUUCCGUAGGGACGAUGAGUUAGUAGGAUCACCCCACAAUGGGAACUUUUUGGGCUGCUUGGAGUUAAUUAGUCGCUUUGAUCCACUUCUGUCAGAGCAUCUAGCCAGAUAUGGAAACAAGGGCAGGGGACAUACCAGUUACCUGUCCUCUACAGUUUGUGAUGAGUUUAUUCAGCUGAUGGCUGAGAAAGUUCUGCGUGCCAUUGUAAAAGAAGUUAAAGAUGGCAAGUAUUUCUCCAUCAUUGUGGACUCAACACCUGACGUCACACAUGUUGAUCAGCUUGCUUUGAUAAUUCGCUAUGUCCUGAAGAAUAGUGGUGAGCCUGUCGAGAGAUUUUUGGAGUUCAUACCACUACAUGGUCAUACUGCAGAACACAUGGAGGAAACACUCAAAUCUGAGUUAAAAGAACUGGACAUUGAUUUGAUGGACUGUCGUGGGCAGAGCUACGACAAUGCUAGUAACAUGGCAGGGAAAUAUUCUGGACUCCAAGCAAGAAUAAAAAAUAAAAAUCCUAAUGCUGACUUCAUACCAUAUUCUGCACAUUCUCUUAAUUUAGUUGGUGCAUGUGCAGCAGAAUGUUGCCUAGAAGCAGUUUCAUUUUUUGGCUUCAUUCAAAAUCUCUACAACUUCUUCUCAGCUUCAACUCGGCGGUGGGAGAUUUUAACAGCCCAUCUCACAAAAUGUGAGCGAGGUCUGACACUGAAGAGCCUUUCCGGCACAAGGUGGUCUGCAAGAGCUGAUGCAACAAAAGCUCUGAGAUUUGGCUACAAAGCUAUACAGGAUGCUUUGAACGAAAUCAAAGUUGACCAUGGAACCCCCAGAGCUGCUCAAUAUGAGGCGAGUCAAUUAAUAACAGUGAUGGAAACCCUUGAAACUGCAGUUAUGACAGUACUGUGGGAUGAACUGCUGAGAACAAUCAAUUUAACCAGCAAAGCAUUGCAACAGGUACAAAUUGAUGUAUGUACUGUUCCUAUUCUGUACAGUUCACUCAUAGAAUACAUAGGACAGGCCAGAAAUGAUUUCGAUGUCUAUGAAGCAGAGGCCAAGACUCUCACAGCGACAGAGGGAUACAAAGCAGAUAGCCAAAGGAGACGAGUGAAGAAAGUUAUGUUUGGUGAGUCUGCAGGUCCAGAGGUGCCGCGCUCAGGCCGUGAAGCAUUCUUGAUUGACACACAUUAUGUCAUCUGUGACUGCUUGUCACAAGAAUUGAAACAACGCAAAGACGCAUACAAAAACGUGGAGGAGAAAUUUGGUUUCCUUACUAAAACGAAAUCAAUGAACAUUGAACAAAUCCGUGCAGCCACAGAAAAGCUGAAGAAAAUAUACCCCCAGGAUCUUGAGGAGGACUUUACAGCAGAGUUUUGCCAGUUCAUCUCAAUGGUAAAAGAUGAAGAAUCAGUCAUGGCCAUGUACAAGAAGUUCCUAGAGCUAGGCUUGAGGGAUGCUUUCCCUAAUGUGGACAUUUGCCUUCGCAUGUAUCUGACAUUACCGAUUGCAAACUGUUCAGGAGAAAGAUCAUUUUAUUUGUUGAAACGAGUAAAAACAUACCGGAGAGCAACAGUAACAGAAAAAAAACUGAAUGCCUUUGCCCUGUUGGCAAUUGAAAAUGGAUUCACAACUGCCCUGGAUUUUGAAGACAUCAUCGAGGACUUCACCUCAUCAAAACUCAGGAGAAAGCAUCUGUAAAUAUUGUGAUGAUGCCGUCAAGACGUGUUUCUGCUGUGAUGGAGGCCUGUGAUGCUGGAAGGCUGAAGAUUAUGCCUGAGUGGAGCAUGCUAAAUGGUUUCCUUAGUUUCAUGGGAGAUUGUGAUGGCUGAAUCCGGGGAUUGAAGAAACGCACACACCUUAGUUGCUGCCGGUAGGUGAAGUAGGUGAGUAACUGAGUGAAUGGUGACCAGGGAAUGUAAAGAAGGAGAUGGAUAAUGGAUUGGAGAUUCUCAGGAGUAGCAGAGGAAAAUAAUAAGGAACACUGGGAUCAGGAAACGC
Messenger RNA from Megalobrama amblycephala (Wuchang bream), 2309 nucleotides. Its product is annotated as zinc finger MYM-type protein 1-like. The record is from RefSeq and is a predicted model, not a curated record. Bases 285 to 2009 code for a protein of 574 amino acids. Lineage: Eukaryota; Metazoa; Chordata; Actinopteri; Cypriniformes; Xenocyprididae. The transcript has 3 exons.